Molecule: messenger RNA, 1581 nt
Organism: Hermetia illucens (black soldier fly)
Lineage: Eukaryota; Metazoa; Arthropoda; Insecta; Diptera; Stratiomyidae
Product: pickpocket protein 28-like
Exons: 8
Coding region: 1-1581 (526 amino acids)
Biological process (GO): sodium ion transmembrane transport
Cellular component (GO): membrane
Molecular function (GO): ligand-gated sodium channel activity
Source: RefSeq, a predicted model, not a curated record
AUGAGAACGAUAGGCAGAGAAGAUACAGGUCAAAAGGCAGAAAAAGGAGCAGACCUAGAAAACACAUUCAGGUCGUUUUCGAGUAAAUUCCUAAAAACUACAUCGAUUCAAGUGCUUGACUAUAUUUGCUCCACUGACACGGCGAAAGCUGGACGAUUAUUCUACUUAAUUAUUUACAUUUUACUAAUCGCAUUAUCCUCAUAUUACACCGUGGAGAUGUACACAAAAUGGUGCAAUUCUCCAGUACUUCUGACAGAUGGUUCUGAAGGGGUAUCCAUCGCAACAUUCGCCUUCCCAGCAAUUACUAUCUGCAACCUGAACCAGGCCAAGCGUAGUGUGGCAGAGAAAAUAGAUCGUUACUCCUGGGAUUUCAUCCGUUUGGAAACCUUAUGCAAGAUGAAUGACUUUGGAUGGCUCAAUACAACCAAUGCUACUCAAUGGCCAGCAUUUCGUCAAUUUAUUUUCAACACAAUUCAACCAUGUCAUGAAAUGCUGUUAAUUUGUCAGUACGGUUUUGUUUUGGAAAACUGUAGCGAUAUUUUCCAAGCGCUUGCCACCGAUCAAGGAGCUUGUUGCAGUUUUAAUAUGAUGCACCCUGAUUUCAUUUACACGGGAGACAGUAAGGAAAGGAUUCUUGACAAAGAAAGAAAUUACAAUUUUCGAACUCCAAUCAGAUAUUCCGUAGAAAGUGGGUACCCAGAAGGCUUACCGGAUGAUUUUUAUCCUAGGAGAGUUCUAGGCACGGGCGUCAAAAUGGGGUUUACUGUUGUCUUGAAUGCAUCUUUAAAUGAAUACUUUUGCUCCUCUUCACGGAAUGCAGGCUUUAAGAUCCUUGUACACGAUGCAUCGGAACUUCCACGCAUAGCUAACUCUGCAACCCUUGUACCAACAAAGUACGAAACAAGAAUCCAAAUCAACCCUUCAUUCCGGAAUACGGCCAAAAACGUUCGUUCACUUCCCAUUAAGGAUCGAAAAUGCCUCUAUAAUUCAGAAUCAACUUUGAAGAAUUUCCGAUUGUAUACAUCAGGGAACUGUCGAUUAGAGUGUAUUGCGGACAUCAUGGAGAGAGAGUGCGGAUGCAUUCAAAUUUAUCUGCCCCGGAGAAAUGACUCUCAGAUUUGCGGCAUGGGUGACAUUCUUUGUGCGAAUCGAGUAGAGAAUGAAGUCGAUAGUCGGCUGAAGCCAGGCGGUAAAUGUAAUAACUGCUUCAGUAGUUGCGAAUAUAUUGAAUAUAAAGUGACUGUCACUCGAAGCCGUCUUCUGGCAAAGGAUCCUCAACUCGAUGAAAUCCUUCCGGCCGGAUAUAACGUAAGUGAAUUGGCCAUAGUCCAUUUCUACCAUAAUCAAAGGAGAAUACGUGUAACCAGAAUGGAGGCUUAUUUAGGCUUUAUUAACUUCUUCUCGAACAGCGGUGGAAUCUAUAGCUUAUUCUUAGGACUCAGCUUUCUGUCACUUAUUGAACUUUGCUACUUUAUAGUCUUACUUCUGUCGAAAGUUAUAAAAUACUCCAGUAAGAAGAGGCAAACAGAGGCUAAUACAAUAACCGAGCUGGAGACGUCGAACAUUUAUUUCGUGAGUUAA